AUUUCUUAAAUCUAAUAAUUUAUCAUUUCAAAUUAUUUAAAUAGUAAAUAGUAUUUUUUAUUAUUUUAAAUCAAAUAAAUAUUUUAUUUUAUUUUUUAUAUUUUUAAUUUAAUUUAUAUAUAUAUAAUUAUACAUUUUAUUUUUUUUCAGUAUUUUUAUUAUCAUCAUCCAUCUCCUUAAUAUCCAAUUAUAUAUCAGAAUAUUAUUAUUAUAUUUUUUAAUUUCUAUUUUAGUUUAUUUAAUAUUUUUUAUUAUAAAAAAAAAGAAAAUGAUGUCUUCGAUUAGAAACCAUUAUGAUUUAGAAAGCUCCAUUUUAAGUUCAAGAUACGAAACUGAUCCAAAUUUGAUUGAUAUCAAAUUCACCCCAGAAGAAUAUUACUUGUAUUGCGGUUUCUCAAAAGAUAUUCUUAAUGAAUUUUACAGUAUUCAAAAAAGAUUAUUAAAAGAUUAUAUCAAACCAACUUUAUUAACCUCGUUUGUAAACUACUUAUGGGGAUAUAUGAGUAAAGAAGAUGUUUCUCAAAGCUUUAAUAUUCCAAAAAAAGAAUUUUCAAAUAUGUUUAAAAACAUUAUUAAAUCUUGGAAUAUAUAUAAAAAUAGUGAAAAUUGCGAUUAUUUAAAUAUAAUAAACUCUAAUACCAUUAAUGUAAAUAAAACCAACGAUUCAGAUCUUACUCAUCUAGUAUUAUAUAUUACCUGUGAUGUAGAUUCAAAAAAAAACCAAGGUGUUGUCUAUUCAGAAAAAUUUAAAAAACAUUGCACAAAAAUUCACAUAUAUUUAUCAAAAGGUAAAAUUAUAUAUAUAAACAACAAUGAUAUUGAAUGCGGUAAAAAUAUCAACUUAAAUCAAUUUAAAUCAACUCAAGUUUACGAAAUACUUUUUGACGACUCUUUUGAAUAUAAUCUCAGAAAAAUAAAAAUGGACUCCCGAUUAAACCACCCAUUAUUAGAUGUCUUAUCCCAUGUCUCUCGUUUUGGUGUUUUCAAUAACAACCGUAAUCAUGCUGACUGUUUAUCAAUUUUUGAAAUUUUAUUUUAUUUAUCAAAGAAAUUUAUAGAAAGUGGUUCUUCGUUUUAAAAAAAAUAAAAAAAAAAAAAAAAACU
Molecule: messenger RNA, 1104 nt
Organism: Dictyostelium purpureum
Lineage: Eukaryota; Evosea; Eumycetozoa; Dictyosteliales; Dictyosteliaceae
Exons: 4
Coding region: 269-1078 (269 amino acids)
Source: RefSeq, a predicted model, not a curated record